Molecule: messenger RNA, 1746 nt
Organism: Saccostrea cuccullata (small rock oyster)
Lineage: Eukaryota; Metazoa; Mollusca; Bivalvia; Ostreida; Ostreidae
Exons: 4
Coding region: 195-1259 (354 amino acids)
Biological process (GO): fibroblast growth factor receptor signaling pathway
Cellular component (GO): cytoplasm
Molecular function (GO): fibroblast growth factor receptor binding; transmembrane receptor protein tyrosine kinase adaptor activity
Source: RefSeq, a predicted model, not a curated record
GGGAAAGAAAUCAACAAAUCAAUAUUUUUUUUAUAUUCGCUAUUUGAAAUUGAUAUCUUUUCCUUCAAUUAGUGACAGCGGUGUUCAAAGUGCGAAUGAAUUAAGGAUUUCGACUUUCGUUCGAAGUGCUGUAAAAGGUGAGCUAUGAGGAAAAAUAAGCUACCAAUCAGAUAAUGCAGGAACUUUUCUAGAAAAUGGGAUGCAUUUUCACAAAACCCGAAAGGAAUGGCAGACACAGAAAAAUUUUCCGGGUGUACAAUGUUGAUGAACAUGGUGAAGAAUUGAAUCAUGGGAAAAUUGAAGUGACGGAUUCGGACCUGAUUCUGUACCAUCGGCAGAAGGAGAUCCGCUGGCCGCUUCGAUGUCUGAGGCGGUACGGAUGGGAAGAGGAACUAUUCUCCUUUGAAAGUGGCCGAAGAUGUGCGACAGGACCAGGGAUAUUUGCUUUCAAGUGUCAGAGAGCUGAGGUACUGUUUAACACUGUACAGGAAUCCAUUCGUAGGGCAGGACAAAGUGAGCAGAAUGUGCAUCACGUGGAAAAUACUCAUAACAAUAGUCGACCCCCAUCCAUGAUUGAAAUCCCAGACUUUCAGAACAGGAAUGGCAACCAUUCAAACGGAAAUCCGCACCUACCCCAAAUGAGCAUGGAAAAUUACGUAAACCAGGUAACCGUGGAUAGUAGGAGCCAGUAUGCCAAUACUAUGCCCCCUGCUAACGCCACUCAGAGUAUAUUUGAUAUUCUUCAUAUGGACGUUCCACAACCAAGCCAGCCUGUACCUCAGCUGAACAGUAUCAAUUACACAGAUCUAGUGUUCACAUCCAGUGACGACAGUUUGUGUAAUAAUGACAAUAGUCCGGAGCCGGAAGAGGGUUCGCCUGUGAACACAGAGGACGUCUUUUUAGAUGACAAUGUUCAAAACUAUGUGAAUGUUCAGCCAGAUAAGCAGCCCGCUAGACCUCCACCCCCUGUUCUGACCCGUAGAGAUACCAAUGGAAUGACUAAUUAUAGUAAUCAGUCUAGUCUGACCACAAUGGACCAAUCAGGUUGUCUGUACAUAACGGUGGACACGGGGUCAGUUUCUGCCCCUGUGGCCCCGGCGCCACCUGCUCCUGUUAGAGAGCAGCCCCCCACGUACGCUGUGAUAGACAUAGCUAAGUCAGAAGCCCUACAGAAUACACAGAGAGACAGGGUCAGUAGUCGAUGGGAGGAAAACGAUAACUGCAGUCGUAAAACGCGGCACAAUAGCACGUUCGACUGAUCGUCAUUCAGUUCAACAUGGAGGAAUUGAGAGGAUCCAAUACCAAGGGUAAUUGUUUGUAGUCAUAAGUGAUAUUAACCAUUUUGCCAUCCAAAAAGGAAAAUUGUAUAUUCGUCAAAUUUAGUAUCUGAAUUUUAUGUUACAAUACAAUGUUUUUUGUUUCAUUUCUCCAUAAAUAUUGGCCAAUUUAUUUGUUUAAAACAAAGGUUGUUGAUCAUAUAGUUACACUGUCAAAUGUUUUUUUUUUGACAAGUCUUUCAAAAUGAGACAUGAAUAAAGAUUUAUAUGUGUAUAUUUAUGCUUUCAUGAGAGAGAUUUACAUAAUUUGCUGAUUUUGUCUUUAGUGUUAUUUUUUUAAUUUAUACAUUAAGGUUGUAUAAUAUAAUUAUUAACACUUUCCUUUGUCUUUUCAUGACUUUUAUAUUUUUAUUUAAUUGGGAGAAAAGUUCUUUUUGGUAGGUGGCCAGCUGUGCUGUGACAUGUUUUA